This is a messenger RNA of Panonychus citri (citrus red mite), 1075 nucleotides long. RefSeq lists its product as uncharacterized. The record is from RefSeq and is a predicted model, not a curated record. Bases 279 to 740 code for a protein of 153 amino acids. The transcript has 2 exons. NCBI's taxonomy places the organism in Eukaryota, Metazoa, Arthropoda, Arachnida, Trombidiformes, Tetranychidae.
AGUUUAAAUCCAGUUGGCCUCAAGUUAACUAACUUCAGUUGGUCUCAUCUUAAUCAACUACAAUCAACAACAAUAACAAUCAAGAUUUAAUAGUAAUCAAGACUCAGCAAUCAAAUUAUCAUCUCUCUCUCUCUUCAUCGUAUCAACAUCAUCACCCAAAAACCAGAGACAGUGAUUUAGUUUGUUGUUGUUUUUUUCGCGAAAGUGAUUCAAAUUGUUUCAAUUUUAUUCAUCUGCUAAUAUAAAUCAUCAACAAUUAACUUUAAUUGUCAACAAUCAUGGUUGAAUUAGGAAGUAUGUCGGAUACCUCAUCAACCGGAAAUUCACCAACAUCAACAAUUGAUUCGGGAUCAACAACUCCAUCCAAUGGAUCCAAUUAUUCACCCUCAGGGUCACCUUUGUGCCGUCGUCGUCCUCUCCGUCGGGAAGAUACUCAGAACCGACUUUUUGGUCCACCCGAAGAUAGUCCAAGACGAGUUCGAAACACCCUUAAAUCGACCGUUUUCACCCAAAACGCUGUCGUUGAUUCGAGUCCAUUGAAAUCGGCUAAGAAAAAGAUCACAAUUAUCCGUCGUAAUCCAAUUACCGGUGAGGUUUUUGAUGACAUUUACAGCGAGCGGGUGGGAAAGGUAACCGGAUACGAUAUUAUCCGCGGCGAAAACCGAUCACUUUCCUUACCCAAUACACCGGUUCGAACCCGCCAACCACCGGGUGGUAAAUCAUCUGGAAUCUUUUCCUAAAUUAAAAUGAAAUUGCAAAAUGAAUGGGACACUAAUUGACACCAACAACAAUCAACAACAAUUAAAAGGAAAUCAAUGUUUGACCAUUUAAUAUGAAACCAAAUCAACUUGAUUCUCAACCAACAACAACAACUUAAAAACAACAAUAAUAAUUACUUUAUAUUAAUCUUAUUAAUUAUUAUUAUCAACUGCUAAUUAACUAAUUACAUUAGUAUGUGAUUGCAAUUUAUAUACAAUAAUUUAAUUACAAUCAAUGGAACAACUUGAAACUCUCACAACAAUUAAGGCUUCGAAGUCUCUUUUUUUCAUUAGAUUAAAAAACUUUAAUUUCGUUU